Hyalella azteca is the source of this 1716-nucleotide messenger RNA. RefSeq lists its product as uncharacterized. Bases 371 to 1552 code for a protein of 393 amino acids. The transcript has 5 exons. The record is from RefSeq and is a predicted model, not a curated record. NCBI's taxonomy places the organism in Eukaryota, Metazoa, Arthropoda, Malacostraca, Amphipoda, Hyalellidae.
UUUAACAGCAUCUGUGCUGAAAGUAUCUAGCUUAAUAGAUGAAGUAAAAUCAGUAAUAGACAGCAGACAAGGACAAUCUUUAGCUCUUCCGUGUGGUCAUCCAUGUGUGCUUUGCCAAAAAGCGUCGACUUCACUCAACGAAAAUUUCUGCCAAACUGAAACCGAACCCCGAAAUCAAUGCAAAUACGAAGAAGAAAUUGGCGAGAGUUCAGUGGUCAGCAAUGUAAAUUCGAUUGAUGAAGUCUUUUUGUAUGACUUCUGUUCAAUUCACGGACAGUCUUUGGAGAACUGGUGCUGCAAAUGUCAAGUUGCAACUUGCAAGAGUUGCCCUGAGCUGCAUUAUACCCACGGGGUUGUUGUUGCAAGCGACAUGUUCCGCCAAGAAAUGGCACCGAAAUUUGUUAAAGUUGAUUUUCGGAACCAGAUUGGUGCAAAAUUUGAAACGUCAGUCAAGGAGAGCAUAGAUGACUGCGAUGAAGGUUUGCGAUUGAUGAAUGAGGCUCAAAAAGUUGCUGAUGCAUUACAAGUUCGUAAAGCGCAUCUUCUCAAGCAGCGACAUCAUAUCCGAGAAUUGUCACGAGUUGUGGAGGAGUCACAUGAUUCUGCGAGUUUACAAGAAAAUCACUGGCAUUUGUGUAAAAUAAUUUCCAGAGCUGAUGAAGAAUACAAGAACCUCGAGAAGAAAAUAGAGGCCAUGUGUUUCGACAUGACAAAGCUGGAGACAAAAUUAAAGAAAACGUACAAAGCUCUUCAAGAAGCCACUACUGCAAUCUUACCAGAAGAGCUGCUGAGGAAUGGCGAGAGCUGGACCAUACACGGCGAAUAUGAAGUGCGUAAAGCCCUCGCAACACUCAACACUUCUGACCAUAAACCUUCAGGGCCAGUCGUGGUCAUCUCCACUGGCGACAAACCCAUACAAAGUUUAUCUGAACUUCUUCUCCGGCUUGGAAAAGGAGGACAUCAAGUCAAAAUAAAAUUAUUGGAUUCAUUCUGGGCCAAGGAAACUCCGCUUGCUGACUGCGCCAAGUUGGAACAUUUCAUCAAAGAAGGAUAUGGGGUUUCCGUGCUCUCAUUCAUGGGCCACAUGAGGGAGAGCACGCUGCAGAAUUUGGGGGCCAAGCGCCUUCGUAAAAUUGGCCUUCGACUUGAAACGGCGUCUGACGUGAACCUCUUCAACGACAGCCCUGCAAUUGAUUGCUAUAGACACAUUUGCAUCUCAAAGAGGGUUUCAGCGAACGACUUCUUAACAAAGAUCAAAAGAGGAAAACUCUUGUGCAUCCAUGUGGUGGCUCUGGAGGACAAGGAUUUGAGUUGGUUCACGAAAGUAUUGGAGAAGUUGAUCCCCGACAAGAGCGACACAGAGAUCUACUUGCCUGCCUGCGGCCUGACCGACAGCGGAGUCAUGAAGUUGCUGCAGGAUGUCAAAGCAUUGGGUGGCAUCAAGCGACUCUGGUUUGAGAAAGAUAUUUUCCCGCCAUCGGAAAAGGUUCUAUUAGAAUCAGCUGCUAAAUUGACAAGAAUUAACCUGGAAUGGGAUUUCACUCACAUUUGACAUAACGUAGAGAAGUAGGCACAUAACUAAGCCCCCCUAUCUUGUCCUACACUAAAUCCAGUAAUCGAUCGGAAACUAUCAUCAUCAGAUUAAUGACUAGCGAAAUUUCUGCGUUGAUUAAUCAUCAUUAAUCAUCUUAAGGGCAGGGUGGCCCAGUGGUUACA